Betta splendens (Siamese fighting fish) is the source of this 3328-nucleotide messenger RNA. It is a transcript of the gene pex5, whose product is annotated as peroxisomal biogenesis factor 5. NCBI's taxonomy places the organism in Eukaryota, Metazoa, Chordata, Actinopteri, Anabantiformes, Osphronemidae. Gene Ontology annotation, biological process: protein import into peroxisome matrix, docking. The record is from RefSeq and is a predicted model, not a curated record. The transcript is spliced from 17 exons. Gene Ontology annotation, molecular function: protein binding. Bases 276 to 2318 code for a protein of 680 amino acids. Gene Ontology annotation, cellular component: peroxisomal membrane; cytosol.
GAAUGGCCAACGUAACGUCAACGCCGCGCGACACUCCGGGAUCGGUGAAGGGUUUUGUGGGUCAUGGAGGAGGCAGGUAAAUAAAGGAAAGGCGCUACCCAGACGCAGCGGCUGCUCGAGACGGUUACCGGGAGGUUUGUCACGCUGGACGCCGCAGCCGUUGCCGCGAUACGGUUGUAACGUCGGACGGGGAGGACAGACGGUCGGUUCGGCUACGGCAGCAGCUGUCGGCGUUUUCACGUGGUCUGAUUGAUUUUGCCCGGACCUGUGUUGCCAUGGCAAUGCGGGAGUUGGUGGAGGCAGAAUGUGGGGGAGCCAAUCCCCUCAUGAAGUUGACAAGUCACAUGACCAAGGAGGGGGGGGCAUGGCGGCACCGCUCAACACCUACAAUACCCCCCACUCCCAUUGAAAUUGCAACUGAAGAAGAGCUUGUGAAUGAGUUCCUCCAGGCCCCACCACGAGCUCCUCACACAUUUGACAUGGGUCAGCUGUUGGAGGAAAUGCAGCAGAUUGACCAGCAGAGCUACAGACAAGCCCCACAGCGAGCUCCAGAUGUGGCAGCGUUGGCCCUCUCUGGUGACUGGGCAGCAGAAUUUCUCUCAGGUUCAGAAUCGGCCUCCACGCCGGGGCUCAUCGCUCUUAGUGAUGCAGCUGAUGCUGAUUGGACAAGGGAGUUUAUUGCUGAGGCUGCAGAUCCUGGACGCUGGGCAGAGGAAUAUCUGGAGCAGUCCGAGGAGAAGUUAUGGCUCGGAGACCUGGGAGACAAGGAGAAUGAAUGGACAAAGGAGUAUCAGCCAGGAGAGGAGCUGAGGCAGGCAGCCAGUGAACUUGUCUCAAAGGUUGAUGAUCCCAAGUUACAAAACACAGAGUUCCUGCGAUUCAUUAGGCAGAUUGGCGAGGGCAGUGUCACAGUGGAGAGCAGAACAGACAAACAGCUCACAGAUAAAGCUCAGGCCGAGGAGGCUCAGAACUGGGCCUCCAACCUCAACCAGUUCCUGAUGGAGACGGGGGGAGGGAGCCUUCCCCUGGAACCCCCAGAGAGGAAUGAGAAGAUUGAGAAAACUAAAGCUAAACAGGCAGAGCAGUGGGCCAAGGUCGUCAGGCAGGUGUCAGAGGAGUCAGCUGAAGCCUGGGUGGACCAGUUCACCACAUCGGGGCCCGAUUUCCAACAAGCCAAAGCUGCAGUGGAGAGUGAUGUUGAUUUCUGGGAGAAGCUGCAGCAGGAGUGGGAGGAGAUGGCUAAGAGGGAUGCAGAAAGCCAUCCGUGGCUGUCGGACUUCGAUCAGCUACUCAGCACUUCUUAUGAUAAGGGGUAUCAGUUUGAAGAAGAAAACCCUUAUUUAUCUCACCCGGACCCAUUGUCAGAGGGAGUCAAGCGGAUGGCGGCAGGGGACAUUCCUGGUGCCGUACGGUUCUUUGAAAGUGCUGUACAGAGAGAGCCAGACAACCAGUUGGCUUGGCAGUAUCUAGGAACCUGUCAGGCUGAAAAUGAGCAAGAAUUUGCUGCCAUCAGCGCCCUCCGCAGAUGUAUCGAGCUCAAGAACGACAACCUAACUGCGCUGAUGGCGUUGGCUGUCAGUUUCACUAACGAAUCACUGCACAGGCAGGCCUGUGAGACCCUUCGUGACUGGCUCAAACACAAUCCAAAAUACAGCUCUGUCUGGGAGCAGAAUGAGCGUGAACGCCAAAACGAUGGUGCCAGAGAGAGGGAGAAGGAGAGGGAAAGGUUCGGGUCACUGCUUCCAGAAUCUUUGUUUACUGAGGUCCAGACCUUGUUCCUGCACGCAGCCAACUCGGAUGCAUCCCAGGUGGACCCCCAGCUGCAGUGUGGUCUGGGAGUCCUGUUCAACCUCAGCGGGGAGUAUGACAAGGCGGUGGACUGUUUCAGUGCGGCUCUCUCCGUCACACCACAGGACUACUUGCUAUGGAAUAAGCUUGGUGCCACACUAGCUAAUGGAAGCCGCUCCGAAGAGGCAGUGGCUGCCUACAGGAGAGCUCUGGAACUGCAGCCAGGCUUUGUCCGUAGUCGCUACAACUUGGGGAUCAGCUGCGUCAAUUUAGGAGCCCACAGAGAGGCAGUGGAGCACUUCCUUGAAGCACUGUCUCUACAGCGCCAGGCUGCUGGCGAUGGAGCAAGGGCUGCACGGGGGCCUGGAGGUGCUGCCGCAACCAUAAUGUCUGACAACAUCUGGUCCACCCUGCGAAUGGCUCUCAGCAUGAUGGGAGAGAGCUCACUGUACGGUGCCGCUGACCGCCGGGACUUGGACACGUUACUGGCUCACUUCUGCCAGAGAGAAGUAGAAGGUGGAACUGAAUGAAGACCUGGAAGGGGGGCGCUCAUUGAGUGUGAAUGUGUUUUUUUGGGAGGUGAAUGUUUGGGUAAAUGAAUGGAGCCGAGAGAAAUCCGACUGGUAACAAUUAGAGGAAAAUGCAGGAGGAUAGCACUGUGAAUUAUCCACCAACUUAGAGAUGUCAUUUUGUAGUCAUAUGUACAACUAUUGAAUAUUGCCGUAUUAGUCUCUAAGUAAAGAAAUGCCAUUUCACUGUAUUUUACAUGUUUGCUGAUUUCCUUCUGAUAAUGUUGAAAUGAAGAUUGAGUUUUUGAAAUUUCACUUUCAGUGAAUUUUACUUUUGUUUGAUGAUGACAGUAAAAAUGGGGUUUAGUGAGUUCCUUCAGUAUUAAGUAAACAGCGUUGUACAGUUAAGUUUAUCAUGCUACCAAGUGCUCUCUUAGUGUUUCAGUUAACUGUAAACUCACCAUGGUUACGCAAAUUAAAGGUACAACAUUGCUGUGACCUUGAAAAACAUACAGUACUGCUUAUCAUCAACAGCGCCCUCCGGAAGGGUCUUGAUGGUUCUAAGUGCAAACACUAGUAAGUGCUACAGCAACUUGUACUUAAUUUUUUACUGAUCAUCAGCCAGGACAAUGAUCUGACAACCAGCAGGACUGUUACUGUGUGUGUGUGUGUGUGUGUGUGUGUGUGUGUGUGUGUGUGUGUGUGUGUGUGUGUGUGUGUGUGUGUGUGUGUGUGUGUGUGUGUGUGUGUGUGUGUGUGUACGUACAGUGAGUGCAUUUGGGGUUGAGUGGAGGAUAAUAUUCAUGCAUCAAAUGCUAAAAUUACAUAUUUAAUACGUAAUAUUGGUAAGGAAGACUUCUCUGGGCUCCCCCCUCUUGCUUUUUCAUAUCGCUCCUUCAAACAAUUUGCUUCAUUGUAAAAUAAUUGCCAUAUUGUGUAUUGUAACAUAAUUGUUGCACUAUAAUUGUUUUCAGGCUACUUAUAUCCUGACUGCAAUGUUGAAUAUAAUCAGCAAUAAAGCUUUGAUUCCA